Molecule: messenger RNA, 2236 nt
Organism: Carya illinoinensis
Lineage: Eukaryota; Viridiplantae; Streptophyta; Magnoliopsida; Fagales; Juglandaceae
Product: 3-oxo-Delta(4,5)-steroid 5-beta-reductase-like
Exons: 2
Coding region: 116-1285 (389 amino acids)
Source: RefSeq, a predicted model, not a curated record
GUUAAAUUUUGGAUCCAUACUGAACCGACACUUUCUUAUACAUUUAUCCUCCACAGUACCGCUUCCAAUUUCCCUUUGGUGUCAUUGAUCUUUUCCAUCAAUCUUUACCAAGAAGAUGAGCUGGUGGUGGGCUGGAGCUAUUGGCGCUGCCAAGAAGAAACUCGAGGAAGAUGAGCAGCCGAGAAGCUUUCAGAGUGUGGGACUGGUGAUUGGAGUGACUGGCAUUGUGGGCAACAGCCUAGCCGAAAUUCUCCCUCUCUCCGACACCCCAGGUGGGCCAUGGAAGGUCUACGGCGUGGCACGCCGCCCCUGUCCCGACUGGAACGCCGAGCACCCGAUUGAGUAUAUACAGUGCGACGUCUCGGACCCGGAGGAUACCCAAGCCAAGCUUUCUCCCUUGACCGACGUCACCCACAUCUUCUACGUCACCUGGACCAGCCGACCGACCGAGGCCGAGAACUGCGAGGCCAACAAGGCCAUGUUCCGCAACGUGCUCAGUACAGUGCUUCCCAACGCGCCGAAUCUCCGCCACGUCUGCCUCCAGACGGGAACCAAACAAUACCUCGGAUCCUUCGAGGCGUUCCGCAAGAUUCAAACGCACGAUCCUCCUUACACGGAGGACUUGCCUCGUUUGGACGCCCCGAAUUUCUAUUACACUCUCGAAGAUGUUCUGUUCGAGGAGACCGACAAAAAAGAGGGCUUGACAUGGUCCGUUCACAGACCCAACAUCAUAUUCGGAUUCUCGCCGUAUAGCUUGGUGAACAUCAUCGACAUGUUUUGCGUGUACGCCGCUAUAUGCAAGCACGAGCGGCUUCCCUUGAAAUUCCCUGGCACGAAAGCGGCGUGGGACGAUUACUGGGUGGCUUCCGACGCAGAUCUUAUUGCCGAGCAGCAGAUAUGGGCGGCAGUGGAUCCGUAUGCGAGGAACGAAGCAUUUAACUGCAACAACGGGGACGUGUUCCGGUGGAAACACUUAUGGAAAGUGUUGGCUGAGCAAUUUGGGAUCGAUGAUUAUGGGUUGGACAAGGGUGAGAAAGUAAGCCUGGUGGAGAUGAUGAAGGACAAGGAUGCUGUUUGGGAGGAGAUUAUAAGGGAAAAUCAAUUGCAAUCUAGAAAGUUAGAGGAAGUUGGGAUGUGGGGUUUGGUGGACCUCGUGUUGAGAGGGGAAUCUACGAUGGAUUGUAUGAACAAGAGCAAGGAGCAUGGAUUCUUGGGGUUCAGGAACUCCAAGAACUCCUUCAUUUCCUGGAUAGAUAAGAUGAAAAGCUACAACCUUGUGCCUUGAAAAGCUACAUAAGAUGUUCAUGUUUGCAGUGAAUAUAUAUUGUUAAAGAUAUAUGUCCCGAGAAGUUUGCUAACAAACCAACAGAUGAGGAUAAGCUCAAGGAAUACAAAACUAUUGCAAUUACUUAACUUAUCCUCAAUUAUGUUCUCUUAUCUUCUGUUAUUUGUUCAAGUAUUUAGUUAUAUGUAGCUAUCUACAUUUAUCUGUAUGCUGUAAGUCAAAACUUUGUAAUCAUCUAUAUAUAUAUACACAAUGCCUCGACUUACAAUAAAAAAAAGUUUGUAUCUCUAGACAUGUCAUAUUUGAAGAGUUGAGUUUUCCUGCUCAGACUACACAGGGUACAACUAUUGCUUCAUCACCUUUGCAGGAUCAUUUUCCUUCUUCUGUCAGUUCCUCACAAUUAGGUUCUAUUUAUAAUCCGUUACCUUCUAUUUCAGUUCCUUUAUUCUCUAUUUCUGAUUCUCAUAACUCAUCCAUAUCAGAUUCACCUAAUCAUAAUUCCUCUCUUGCAGUACCAACUAAAAUGUCUCCAGCAAGCCCUCCAUUAUCUCAUACUAAACAGAUCAAUGUUAGAAUCCUAGCGCUUCUAAUAGAAUUUCUGCUGGAUUCCUUAACAAAUUAACUUUGCUGUGUUGUGAUUGAUGUGACAGGGUGGACUGGAGAAGAUGGGAAUGGCGCUGAAAACAGAGUAGAAGAGAUGCACACCAAUUGUUUGAAGGAAUUGGUAGAAGAAAAACAUCCACUGAAUUGUAUUGCUACGGGAGUACCUCGAGGGCUCCCAACCUCCAGAAAAUUCUACUUUUUCCAAAUGAUCCUUUUACGUGUUUCUUUCUUUUUAUUCUUUUUUUGACAUGUAACUCACUGCUUAAGAAAAAACUAAUUGACCAGAGAAAAUAACAGGAGCUGAAGCGCAUCGUUUGGUAAUGAACCAAAUGCUGCAUUUUUUCUUAA